Messenger RNA from Botrytis fragariae, 495 nucleotides. RefSeq lists its product as uncharacterized. Lineage: Eukaryota; Fungi; Ascomycota; Leotiomycetes; Helotiales; Sclerotiniaceae. The transcript is spliced from 4 exons. The record is from RefSeq and is a predicted model, not a curated record. The coding region runs from base 1 to 495 and encodes 164 amino acids.
AUGUCUGGCUGGUAUCACACGAAGGGCGGAGUCGAGCUCAUGUCCGUUGUUCGUGUCCGUUGUUCGUACAUAGCUUUUCCAGAUGUCCUUCUUUGCUUAUGUGUGUUGAAGAUAUCGCCCGGUCGCUGCAAUUCCCGAGAUGACAAUGAUAUGGGUGAGUUGUAUGUUAUGCAAAUGGUAGAACGAUUGUUUACUCGGAGUGAUACGUGCUCUAUAGUCGAAUCGAAUCUAAUAGUGUUUAAUCUGAGGUUAACAGGCCCAAAUAGCAAGCAAAUAUAUACUGCAGAGAUAUUGAGAGCAGCCAUAGACUCCAACGCACUCUCGCAGAUACUUGUCACUCGAGGCAAGAGUUUAAAGGUAGAAUUUUCGAAGAAAUUAGUUCCUCGCCGCGUUGCGAGAAUACUGAUCUUAUCCGGAAACUUCCGUAGGCUAUUCACGCCCAUAGCUACAGGGUCUCACGACUCUUUUACCGAACUCCAUCAAUACCAGGAAUAG